AUGGCAACUUUAUUACGGAGAGCCGCACGGCCGACUACCUUCACGGAGAUAUGUAGGAACGGCACGCGCCCGAUCUCGACCCACAUCGGUUUCUCCACGAGCUAUGCGCCGCAACAGCAACAGCAACAGCAACAGCAUGCGCCGCGAGCAGCUGCACUCCCAAUACCAUAUGUGACCGAGACAGUUGGUGGAGGGUGGAAAACCUCUGACAUCUUCUCGCGCCUCCUGCAAGAACGCAUCAUCUGCCUCAACGGCGAAGUCGAAGAAUCCAUGUCCGCCAUGAUCGUCGCGCAACUCCUCUUCCUCGAAGCCGACAACGCCGAGAAGCCCAUCUCGCUCUACAUCAACUCGCCCGGCGGCAGCGUAAGCGCCGGCCUCGCCAUCUACGACACAAUGAACUACAUCCGCUGCCCGGUGAGCACGAUAUGCAUGGGCCAGGCUGCGUCGAUGGGCUCGCUGCUGCUGUGUGGUGGCAAGGCGGGCCAGAGGUAUAUUCUGCCACAUGCAAGAGUCAUGAUUCAUCAGCCAAGUGGAGGGUAUUCGGGGAAGGCGAGCGAUAUUGCUGAUCACGCAAAGGAGAUUCUGCGGGUGAGGGAGAGGUUGAACAAGAUCUAUCAGACUCACUUGACAAAGAAGAGGAGCCUGGAAGAGAUUGAGAAGUUUAUGGUCGGUGAUUACUUUAUGGAUGCACAAGAGGCCGUAGACUUUGGGAUUGUGGAUAAGAUUCUGGAGAGAAGGGGGGAUGUAGAAAAGGACUAGGAGUGGUGAGCUACACCAAGCAGAGGAGAGUAUGGCAUGCUGUCGUCAACGGUACAGUAUCGACCAGAGCAAUCUACGCGAACAUGACCAGAUAGUACUGGGCUCAGCCGUGCAUGUGUCUGUCGCGUCAUUAUCUGGACUAGGCUAACGAGAGGGUUGUCAAGAUGAGUAGCCUACUGUAGACUAUGUUCGCUGACCCUUUGGUUCCAGGUGGCUCUCAUUCACCACGAAGAUCACCCCGGGGGGCGACUGUAAUUGCAGAAUCGACAUACCGUACGGCAUCCUCGAGCACACAAUCCCAUCGAACGACAAAGGAGGACAGGGUGCACUGACGCUGACUCUGAAGUCUCCACCAAAUAUCUACCGGAUCGAGUCAAUUGAUAGCCGGCAUCUUUACACUGGUGCAGAAUCAACCGCAAUCCCGCAAACACCGAACUUGAAUGCGCUGUCUAUGGAUGCCACCCGGUCGUCUCAACGAAACCGUCU
This is a messenger RNA of Macroventuria anomochaeta, 1245 nucleotides long. RefSeq names its product ATP-dependent Clp protease proteolytic subunit 1. Lineage: Eukaryota; Fungi; Ascomycota; Dothideomycetes; Pleosporales; Didymellaceae. The transcript has 2 exons. The record is from RefSeq and is a predicted model, not a curated record. Gene Ontology annotation, cellular component: endopeptidase Clp complex. Gene Ontology annotation, biological process: protein quality control for misfolded or incompletely synthesized proteins. The coding region runs from base 1 to 759 and encodes 252 amino acids. Gene Ontology annotation, molecular function: serine-type endopeptidase activity; ATP-dependent peptidase activity; ATPase binding.